AUGUCGGCGCCAAAGUUCGAUGAUCUCCUUUCGCGAGUCAUCCGUAAUCUUCCAGACUCUCACCAAAACCACCGGAACCCGAUCGGGGCUUCCCAAAGGCUUGCCGUUACCUUGAGGUACCUGGCAACCGGCAUCGGCCUGCAAGCUCUUUCGGCCAGCUACAAGAUGGGCACCAGCACUGUGUCGGGCAUCGUGGAGGAGAUGUGUUCUGCCAUCUGGGACGCCCUUCAGGGGGAGUUCAUGGCCUUUCCUUCCCGCGGUCAGUGGCAGGACAUAGCGGAGGACUUUUGGAGGCAGUGGCAGUUUCCCCUGUGUGUCGGGGCGAUUGACGGGAAGCAUGUCAGACUCAGAGCUCCAGCACGAUCGGGAAGUGACUUCUAUAAUUACAAAGUUUUUUUUUCAAUUGCCCUCAUGGCUGCUGCUGAUGCUAACUAUAGAUUUAUUCAUGUAGACGUUGGCGCAUAUGGGCGUGAGAGCAAUGGAGGUGUCUUGGGUCGCAGUGCCUUCGGAUCCAGACUGGCAGAGGGCAACCUCAAUCUACCCGCCCCUGCUGUCCUACCAGGCAUCACAACGCCCAGUCCUUAUUUUUUUCUGGGGGAUGAGGCCUUUCCCCUACAGGUGAACCUGAUGCGUCCCUAUCCAGGUACUAACCUGCAGGAUAGGAAGCGCAUCUACAACUACCGACAGGCCAGGGCGAGACGCGUAGUGGAGAAUGCCUUUGGCAUAUUGGCUGCGCGCUUCCGAAUCUUUGGCCGUCCAAUUGACUGCCAACCUGAAAAGGCGGUGAAAAUUGUGAAGGCGUGCGUGGCUCUCCACAACUUCCUGGCAUCCACCGAACGAGCCAGAUACAUGCCAGCCUCCUUUGUGGAUAGGACCGCUGACACCGGAGAGGUCCAGCCUGGAGAGUGGAGGCAGCAUGUUGAGGGGGACCGGAAUAUGGUCGACGGACCACGGUGUUCGGUCGGCAGAGCCAGACCAUCUCAAAGAGCGGCCCUUGUCAGGGAGCAGCUGGCAGAUUAUUUUCUGUCAGAUGCUGGCGUGUUUCCCCACCAGUACAAUGUGCUACGUUUGGGUAUGCGCACUGACCAAUAAACGUAUUUUUCCCUUGGAAGCAUGACUUUUAAUUUAUUAGUUAUCACAUUACACAAGUUAACUAAUUUGGUUUACGUCAAACUCAUUAAUUCAUAUCCAUAUAAAAUGUUUAUACAACGAGCUACUGCCUUGACAGAUGAAUGAAUUAUUUAAGUGUAUUUAAGUGUACGCCUAUAGCCAAAGCUUGCCGCAUAAUGUCCACAGAAAUUAUAUGGUAGGAAACAUUAGAGAAAAGGGGUUUAUUUAUCAAACACAGAAACUUGACCCACCAUGCAUGCACACAUUUUUCAUUCACUCACGCUUUCAAAUUUCAUUCACUCAAAGAGGCUAUAUACAGAACUUAUGUUUCAAACAGAACAUGAACACACAGAACAUGAACACACAGAACGUGAACACAAAACAUUACGUAAUUAAUUAAAAUAAGCUAAAACAAAUAAGGCAAGUAAUAAAAAGAAUAUCGGGUGAGAAGAAAAUGAUUACAUUGGCUCAUAAUCCCGCAUCAACUGUUUGAUGUUGCGCAUCAAAAAAGCACUUUGCCCCUGUGGAAGGGUUCGCAUGAAUUGGCACAGGUAAUUGCUAAAGGAGAAGUGAAUGUCAUUCAUGUCUCUUUCCCUCAUCCUCUCUCUCUCCCUCUCUCUCUCAUUCUCUCUCUCCCUCUCUUCCACCCUUUCUCUCUCCCUUUCUCUCGCCUUCUCCAUUUCCUUCUCUCUAU
Molecule: messenger RNA, 1804 nt
Organism: Gadus macrocephalus (Pacific cod)
Lineage: Eukaryota; Metazoa; Chordata; Actinopteri; Gadiformes; Gadidae
Exons: 2
Coding region: 1-1092 (363 amino acids)
Source: RefSeq, a predicted model, not a curated record